Messenger RNA from Emys orbicularis (European pond turtle), 957 nucleotides. Its product is annotated as CD209 antigen-like protein C. Gene Ontology annotation, cellular component: external side of plasma membrane. The coding region runs from base 1 to 957 and encodes 318 amino acids. NCBI's taxonomy places the organism in Eukaryota, Metazoa, Chordata, Testudines, Emydidae. Gene Ontology annotation, molecular function: carbohydrate binding. The transcript is spliced from 10 exons. The record is from RefSeq and is a predicted model, not a curated record. Gene Ontology annotation, biological process: biological process involved in interspecies interaction between organisms.
AUGCACCCGGACAGCUCCUACCACAAAUGGGACAGCUCAGAGCAGGUGGAACUGGCAGUGCAGGGAGGAAGCCGCGCACCUGGGAGAGGUGGUAAAGCUCUUUGCCUUUCCAACUCCACCCAAGGGAAGGCCAAUGCGAUCCUGUAUGUCCUGCUGGUGAUUUCAAUUGCAGUGGCCACAGCUCUCAUCGUAGUGAACCUUGGGAAAUUGUCCAAGGGUCUUGCUGAAGCCCAGGAGGAUCGAGAUACUAUAAGAAGAGAUGCCAAGAGAAAUCUGACACAUCACCAGGACUAUCUAGAGUUGAAGAUGUCCAAAGAAUUCAACAGGUUUCAGAAAUUCAACGUGUUUAAUAGUCGACUUCUUAAUGUGUCCAAGGAGCUGGCUGGGGUUAGGCUGGGGAUCGAGGAGAUCCAAGCUGAUCACGUGAAAGACCCAUCACAUCUCCAGGACGCCAUAGAGAUAAGGAACCUAACGCACAGUAUGUCGAAGGAGCUGGCUGAGGUGAGAAGGGACCAUGACAGACUCCAGGAGGUCUUGAGCAGGGUGCAGGAGGAGUUACGGAACAUCACAGAAGUCAUCUGCACAAAAUGUCCACCUGGCUGGCAGAAUUUAGAGAAAAGUUGCUACUUCUUUUCAACAUCGACUAAAUCCUGGUUGGACGCUAAGCAGUUCUGUACCAAUGAAGGGUCUCACCUGGUUAUUGUUAACACCAAAAAGGAACAGACAUUUUUGUCAAACCACAUCACUGAGCCCCACGUGUACUGGCUCGGCCUCAGCGACUCAGCGAAGGAAGGGGAGUGGCGCUGGCUGGAUGGCAGCCCCCUGUCUGUCAGGUUCUGGGGGCCCGGAGAACCCAACAAUGUUGGGCAGCAAGGGGAGGACUGUGGCAGCCUCCGCUUUGACGGGAAGUGGAACGAUGCCAUCUGCUCCUUCACUGAGAACUGGAUCUGCGAAUGA